Molecule: messenger RNA, 1428 nt
Organism: Topomyia yanbarensis
Lineage: Eukaryota; Metazoa; Arthropoda; Insecta; Diptera; Culicidae
Gene: Gbeta76C
Product: guanine nucleotide-binding protein subunit beta-2
Exons: 6
Coding region: 202-1245 (347 amino acids)
Biological process (GO): G protein-coupled receptor signaling pathway
Cellular component (GO): heterotrimeric G-protein complex; cytoplasm
Molecular function (GO): protein binding; signaling receptor complex adaptor activity
Source: RefSeq, a predicted model, not a curated record
UACUGCCAAUCGAUCAGUCUGUUUCCAUCGUACGUCGUGUUCGGUCGUUAAAUAUCAAUUGAAAUACGUGUCGUGCAGAACCGAGUAGAUAAUCCUUGGAAUAUUUAAAGUAAUAUUUUCUGAAUUAUUCUGAGCAAAGUUUUCGAAAUACAUACACUAGUGAAUAAAAAGCAACCGGAACUACGGAUAAAGUAGAUUACGAUGGCUCCGAAAGAUGAUGCCGAGGUUACCGCACUGAAGAAAGAGCUCAACGACCUGGUGACAAAAAUUAAGGAGGAACAGAAGAAAGCAGCGGAUUGUACGUUGUCGGAGAAAUGUGCGGACAUGGGCGACGCAGCGAAGGUGCGCAUUACCACGAAAAAGUUCCUCAAGGGUCAUAUCAACAAGGUCAACUCUGUGCACUUUGCUGCGGACUCGCGACACUGCGUUACGGGAUCGCUGGACGGUAAACUGAUCAUCUGGGACACCUGGACUGGCAACAAGGUGCAAGUCAUCCCGCUACGAUCGGCAUGGGUCAUGAGUGUGGCAUUUGCUGAUUCUGGUAAUUUUGUCGCUUGCGGAGGUAUGGACAAUAUGUGCACCGUAUACGACUUAAAUAACCGAGAUGCGCAAGGGAACGCGAAAAUUGUUCGUGAACUUGCCGGUUAUGAGGGUUUUCUUAGUUCGUGUCGGUUUCUGGACGACACACAUGUGUUGACCGGAUCGGGCGAUAUGAAAAUCUGCGUGUGGGAUCUACAGGUUGGCAAGAAAACAUCCGAAUUCGAUGCCCACGCUGGGGAUGUUGUUUCGAUCUCGCUCAGUCCAGAUAAGAAUACUUACGUGACCGGAUCGGUUGAUCGUACCUGCAAGCUGUGGGAUGUGCGAGACUCAAAACCGAAGCAGACCUUCUUCGGUCACGAGGCGGAUGUAAAUAGUGUUUGUUAUCACCCAAGUGGAUUUGGAUUUGCCACCGGAUCGGAGGACAAAACGGCCAGACUGUUUGAUUUCCGAUCCGACCAGCAGAUUGGACAUUUCGAACCACCAAACAAGAGCAGUGGUUUUACUUCGUGCGCUUUAUCACUGAGCGGUCGAUACAUCCUGUGCGGUUCUGAUGAUAACAAUGUUCACAUUUGGGACACGAUGAAGGGUCAACAUAAUGGAGUGUUGAGUGGCCACGAGAACCGCAUCACAUCAAUCUGUAUGGCUCCGAACGGAAUGGCGCUGGCAUCCUGCAGCUGGGAUCAGCACGUGCGUGUCUGGGUCUAACAGUGUCCAUUUUGUUUCAGAGAAUGAGGAUAAAACUAAAAAUGUAAUAAUUACGGUUUUGUUUUUUAUAUAUUUUUGUAGCAACCAUUGAGUAUUUGUUCACAACAUAAUGCUAUAGUAGUUUAAGAUUGAGCUUAAAUCUUUUCGUAAGGUGAAGCAAUAAAAAACUAUCGUUUAAAUCGA